AUGAAAAAGAAGGGCAACAACGUGCAAGUCAUUGCGCCGACGGGAAUUGCGGCUUUGCCGUUGAGUGGGAAGACUACCUACUCGUUCGCUGGCGAAAUCUCAAUGGUUGAGAACCAGUUCCUAGAGCGUCUCAAUCUACUUUUUCAAAGCGUCAUGGAAAAUACGCUUCCUUUUGGUGGCAAGCAAGUCAUAUUUCUGGGCGACUUUCAUCAGCGUAAGCUACCAAAUAUCCCGUAUAUCUUUUAUCCUCGCAUGUCUGUGGACCAAAUUUGUCUCACGACUCCUGAACUAUUUUUCUUUGCCCCUCAAACACUCCCAAAAUACCAGCUAACUCCCGCUGCAGUUCCGCCGGUUGAAUCUUUUGCUCACUGCUUGCAAUGCAGAGCAGAUAUACCCGCCAAUAGCAAGGAGCCAAACUGCACAACCAAGGGAUGCAAGUUGCCGGAAGGAGCCGUGGGCCUCACCUGGAGCUCUAAAUGGGCUUUCAAGGCAAACGUGUGGAAAGAACUGAAGCUACGCCAUGUCAAGUUGGAAAAGAUCCAUCGGCAAAAGGAUUUCCACUUCCAGGACGUCUUGAACAAAAUUCGUAGCGGCACUGAACUCACAGAUGAGGAAUGGCACCAUCUAGAACGCCCAAAGGAGCUCCCUCGGAAUGCCUUUGCUAUCCGCCUGAUGUCGAAACUCUUCGAGGUAAAGAAAUUCAACGAGCAGCAGUUGGCAUUACUUCGAUGCUCGCCCAAAGUAUGGCGAGCAAAGGAUGACUAUAUCAAACUCGCCAAGGAUAAGGAUGGCUUCCACGACAUAGGAGCAUCGUACAAAUGCAAGGAAUACGCCGACUCCCUUCGAGAUCACAGGUUCUUGGAUGAUCUAACUCUAAAAGUCGGAGCCCGCGUCGUGCUACUAUACAACCUGUCGCCUACUCUCGUGAACGGCUCAGGCGUAAUCAUCGGAUUCCAACCUGCAGAGCACGCACAUGAACUCGAAAGAAUCGACCCAUCCGGAGAGCACCCGUCAUUCAGAAAAGACUGCAUGAUCGCAUACAAACAAACGAACAACGACAUGCGGCCCCUCGUCCGCUUCGCCGACGGCACCAUCCAUCUCAUUCCCGCAAUUGCCUCUGCAUCCCUACGCGGCGGUGCGCAAAUCCACGAGCAAUACGUUGUAUGCAGGACGCAGAUUCCCCUUACUCUCGCAUGGGCACUGUCUAUCCACAAAAGCCAAGGGAUGACUCUGGAAUACGUCGAGGUUUCCUCGCGCGAUAUCUUCGAGCCGGGCCAGCUUUAUGUGGCGCUUUCGAGGGCCACGAAUGCGGAUGGGCUGAGGGUGACGGGGUUUCAGCGCACGCUGCUUCCUAUGGAUAAGGAUGUGCUGGAGUUUUAUACCAAGACGAAGUGGGAGAAAUUUCAGGGGCCAAAGUUGAAGGGGAGGGGAGGGAAGAAAUCUUGA
Lachnellula hyalina is the source of this 1446-nucleotide messenger RNA. RefSeq names its product ATP-dependent DNA helicase. The transcript has 3 exons. Gene Ontology annotation, molecular function: DNA helicase activity. Gene Ontology annotation, biological process: DNA repair; telomere maintenance. Lineage: Eukaryota; Fungi; Ascomycota; Leotiomycetes; Helotiales; Lachnaceae. The record is from RefSeq and is a predicted model, not a curated record. The coding region runs from base 1 to 1446 and encodes 481 amino acids.